UUUUAUAGUCAGUUGACAGAUGUCUUGCAAAAGUUGAGGUUAUCUUUAGAAUGUUGUAGUGUGCACUUUAUUUAUACAUUUCUGUUGUUCGAAAUAAGCACUUUAAAUGAGCAAUGGGUACUAGGAUACUACAACGAAUUAUUAUUCCUGCAGUGAACUGCUUAAGAACCAAUCCACAAAAUGUCGUAAGUCGUAACGAACGAGCAAUUUAUGCAAAUGUGGUGAAUUUUACUGUUGUAAGAAACUAUGCUAAGAGUAAAGAUAAAGGGAAGGACAAGAAAGGUAAAGGAGCUAAGGUAGAGGUGAACGUUGCGGCAAUAAAUGAGGUUGUGCCAGUGGAUAAGAUGAAGGAAAGGUGCCAUGCAGCUAUAGAAAGAAUGAAGGCAGAUUUUGCCAAGAAUCUGUCUUUACGAUCUACCACGGGUUCUAUGGAAUCGUUGAGGGUGAAAUUUGAAGGCAAAGAUUAUGAAUUACAGGAACUUGCUCAAAUAGUCCGCAAGAAUCCUAAAACUAUAGUAAUCAACUUUGCUUCCUUUCCUCAGGCCAUACCAAAUGCAUUAAAGGCCUUACAAAGCUCUGGCCUCAAUUUGAAUCCUCAGCAAGACGGCACCACAUUGUAUGUUCCAGUACCCAAAGUCACAAAAGAACACCGAGAGGCACUGGCAAAGAAUGCCAAGGCAUUGUAUAUAAAAUGUAGAGAUUCAGUAAAGGAUGUUCAAGCAGACUUUAUUAAAAAGGUUAAGAAACAAAGCAGUGUAUCUGAAGAUGUAGCAUUUAAUGUAUCUAAGCAAAUCAAUGCAAUUUGUGAAGAAUAUCAAAAUGAAGCUAAGCAAAUUUAUGAUGUGAAACAUAAUGAGUUAGUAGGAAAUUAGAAAACAUACUCCAAUAAGAAAAUCAAUUUAAAAACAAAGUCUUGUUUAGCAUUUAGCAUUUAAAUGUAAGGAUUGUUAGUAGUGCUUUGAAAAUAAAUAAAUUGUAUAAA
This is a messenger RNA of Spodoptera frugiperda (fall armyworm), 982 nucleotides long. It is a transcript of the gene mRRF1, whose product is annotated as ribosome-recycling factor, mitochondrial. Gene Ontology annotation, molecular function: ribosomal large subunit binding. Gene Ontology annotation, biological process: translation. The transcript has a single exon. Lineage: Eukaryota; Metazoa; Arthropoda; Insecta; Lepidoptera; Noctuidae. The coding region runs from base 114 to 872 and encodes 252 amino acids. The record is from RefSeq and is a predicted model, not a curated record. Gene Ontology annotation, cellular component: mitochondrion.